This is a messenger RNA of Anastrepha ludens (Mexican fruit fly), 1137 nucleotides long. RefSeq lists its product as uncharacterized. The coding region runs from base 190 to 591 and encodes 133 amino acids. NCBI's taxonomy places the organism in Eukaryota, Metazoa, Arthropoda, Insecta, Diptera, Tephritidae. The record is from RefSeq and is a predicted model, not a curated record. The transcript is spliced from 2 exons.
UUUUCAUUUGGUAUUAUGGUGCUCAUUCGUUGAAGAAUAGGACUAUUGUGAAUUUCGAUCGCUCGACGCAUUUACAAUAGAUAAUUUUUCUCAGCUGAUACAGCAAAUCAAAAUAAAAGAAAAACCGAUUGUGUUGAAAUUCUUUGCUAACAUUAUUUUUAAAAGGUAAAAAAAGUAUUUUUUGUGAAAAUGAGUACAACGGAGUUGUGGUUCGACGAUUCAUCGGACGAUGAAAGAUUAGUGGAACUAGCUAGAAGUAGGAAACAGUUGAGGGACGCAUCCUACCACCUAGAAAUGGCUUCCACUGAAUUUUUAAAGAACUUUAGAUUAUCUAAAGAGCCGUUUGUGAACCUACUGUCCAGUACAGAAAACCAGUUGCAGCAGUGCACCCGAGCCAAAUUGAUUCCAAAUAUUUUAAGGCUAGCCACAGUUCUGCGAGUUUGUGCUCAGGGAUCGUACCAAUUGAGUGUUGGUAAUGAAGGUAUGCUAGGACUUGCUCAACCCAAUGUGUACGAUGAUGCCGAAGAUAUUGAAGUGGAGUCAAAUAACGGAGAAUUAGAAAACAUAAGAAAUGAAAUUUUGAGAUUAUAGAAAAAUCUAAAAAGUAUUAAAUAGAAACCUUUACACCACACUUUCUGUUUUAUUUUUGUUAUAAAUUUUCUUUAUUCAAUUAUUCGUCAUUCGAAAAAAAUAUGAAAAUGUAUUUCUAUAAACAUCACAAAAAAAAACCAUUAUUAAGCUUAAUCCAUUUUGCUGCCGUUCUCACUGGUGGUCCCAAGCAAUUCAGCUCCGUUGUAAAUUCCUCCCAUUUUUUUGCUGCUUGAAGUUUGGUGCAAAUCCCUUUUGCGAAUUGUGGAUUCGCCUUUCUAAUUGUUGUUUGGUACUCACGACUUUCGCCCUGCAUAAUAUUAACAAAAUUAGUAUAUAUUUAUUAUUUGGUUACUAUAAAACCAUAAAUAAUCGCAAACAACUUACACUUUAACAAGUUUUCCCACUAUACGCUACACGAUCGAAAGCAAAAUUGCAUUCGACUCUAAAUUCGGUAAACAACGAAAAUUUCGAUAGGGUUGCACCGCUCAUAAUACCAAAUUGGCAUUCGAUUUUCGAUCUUCGACAACCAGCGAAUAUCGAAGAUCG